This is a messenger RNA of Zophobas morio, 1736 nucleotides long. RefSeq names its product zinc finger Y-chromosomal protein 2-like. The coding region runs from base 283 to 1665 and encodes 460 amino acids. NCBI's taxonomy places the organism in Eukaryota, Metazoa, Arthropoda, Insecta, Coleoptera, Tenebrionidae. The record is from RefSeq and is a predicted model, not a curated record. Gene Ontology annotation, biological process: regulation of transcription by RNA polymerase II. The transcript is spliced from 2 exons. Gene Ontology annotation, molecular function: RNA polymerase II transcription regulatory region sequence-specific DNA binding; DNA-binding transcription factor activity, RNA polymerase II-specific.
UAAACCUUGUAUACAAUGGAGCCAUGAUACAUCACAAGUAUUUAUGGUUGCCUACCUGCCAUCUUCUACAAUCCAAUGUUGAUAAAAAUAGAAAAAUUUUGGGUGAAAACGGCACAAAAACCGUUAAUUCAUCAAUCACAAACAAAUCACUAAUUAAUUAAACUACGUAAACAAAAACCUUGGCCCUCCAACACGACAGUGAUGACUCGCAAUUUUUCGCCAAAAACACAAGUGAGAAAAGAAACACACACACCGUGAUAAAAUUUAUCAAACAAGUUCAAAAUGUCGGUUUUCGAAUAUUCCGAAACUCAAAUCGAAAUGAAAUCUUCCCCCAACAACGUCCACAACUGCAAAGUCUGUCCAUAUUUCACGACCUCGUUCCUCGUCAUGGUGAACCACGUCAGAUGCCACCACUCAGUGGUGCAACACUUCAACUGUGAAAGCGCAAACCUCGAAACUUACUUCUGCAAAGACUGCGACUUUGAAACGGAACUAACCCUGCUUUUUAAAAAACACAUUGAAGAGCGCCACGGCGUUAAAAAAGAGUGUCAAGAGUCAUCGAGUGAGGGGCACCGGAUUCAGAGCUACGUUUGCGAAAAAUGCGGCUUUGAAACCCACUUUUCGAUCAAGUGGCUGCGCCAUAGUGCUGCGUGUUUGGGAAACGAAGAAAAUUCGUGGACGAGGUUUGCGACGAACUCUGGAGAUAACCCGUACGCGUGCGAUCAGUGCGAGCAACGGUACAAACACAGAUAUAAUUUGAAGAUGCACACGAUUUCGAAACAUAUGAAUGAUAAAGAAAUAUCGUGGUAUCGUUGUGCGCAGUGUACGUAUAGAACGACGCAGAAGCGCUAUUUAAAGAACCACAUGAAUACGCAACAUUUGUGUGGAACCGAUAUUAAGUGGUACAAAUGUGGCAAGUGCCCGUUCAAGACUAAAGAUAAGUCGUCUUUGAAUAGACACGUAAGUGUGCAUCAUGUGGAUGAACGACUCAUUAAAUGGUACGAGUGUAACAAAUGUUCCUAUAAAGGUAAAACGAAAUCCUAUUUAAAAAAACACACGAUUUUGCGACAUUGCAGCGACCAAGAUAUUAAAUGGUAUGAAUGCAAACAAUGUUCAUACAAAGCUAAACAAAAAGCUAAUUUGAAAAGCCACAUAAACGCGCAACAUUUGGAUGGCCCGGAUGUGAUAUGGUACCAGUGCCAAAAAUGCCCGUACAAGUCAAAAAACAAAACUGCGUUAAAUAAGCACACAAACUCGCGCCAUUUGGACGAAAAGGAUAUCAGGUGGUAUGAAUGCAAAAUGUGCCCGUAUAAAACUAGGUAUAGAUCGUCGUUUAAUGGUCACGUUACAGCACGUCAUUUGGAUGAUAAGGAUAUUAAAUGGUAUGAAUGCAAAAAGUGUCCAUAUAAGUCAAAACGCAACGAUAAUUUAAAGAAGCACAUAAAUGCGCGUCAUUUGGAUGGGGUGGAUGUUAAAUGGUACAAAUGUGGUAUUUGUUCGUAUAAAGCUAAAGAUAAGUCAGCUUUGAAUAUCCACCAUAACUUACACCAUUUAGAGGAGCAUGAUAUUAAAUGGCAUGAGUGCAAACAGUGUCCAUAUAAAGCCAAAGUUAAGUCGAAUUUACGGCGUCAUAUAGACGUGCAUCAUGCAGGCGAACAACUAUGAAUACAAUGUGAUUGUGUUGUCCUAUUUAUUGAGUGUUUUGUACAAAUAGUAAAUAAAUUAGUCAAAAAGAA